This is a messenger RNA of Meloidogyne enterolobii, 2593 nucleotides long. NCBI's taxonomy places the organism in Eukaryota, Metazoa, Nematoda, Chromadorea, Rhabditida, Meloidogynidae. The record is from the annotation of a GenBank genome assembly.
AAUAAUUUCAGUUUCUAAACGUUUUCUUCAAAGUCAUUCAAAAUCAUUGCAAAUGACGUCACCUAAGAAAUUAAAAGUGCAAGAUGCUAAACAACUACUCGAAAUGGAUCGUGUUCUUCGUUUGCAUGAAGGGCAAAUUUGGUAUGUCAUUAGCAACACGUGGUGGAAGGAAUUUUUGAGCAAUGCCGAACUCGCAGAUGGUGAUGCUGUCAUUGAGAUGCCUCCUAUUUCCAAUAAGGACGUCGUUGAGAAAAACAGCGAGGACCAAUACGUUCUAAAGCCAAAUCUCAGUGGAAGCUUGGGCUUUGUUAGUGACGCAGUCUUUGCUAAUCUCCGGAGUGUAUUUGGAAUCGAGGAUGAAGAACGGGAUGUAAUCUCUAGAAAGGUUGUGAAAGGGAUGCUGAGAGAUGAGACCUUUAUUGAGGUCUAUCCACUCCAGAUAAAGAUUGCCAACUACAACAACAAAGAAGUCGUUUUCACUAUUGAAGUGAGCCAGGCUGCUACGAUCGACAAGAUUAGAGAAAUCGUUUUUGACCAACUCAAAAUUGAAGAACAAUACAGGAACGGCGCCCAUUUUCUUAUUGAAGAAAAGGGUAGAUAUGAUUGUUUGCCCGACACUGUUUCGUACGCCAAGCUUAGCGCUAUUCUGCAUUCUGGAGCUAUUGUUUAUGUGGAUGCUUCUGGAGCAACUUCUGAGGAGUUGGUAGCGGCUCAAAAUGGAACAACUCGGGGUGGACGAUUUUCUGAAAGAGUUGCAACUUAUCAAAAAGGCUUGUGCGGACUUCAAAAUCUUGGAAAUACUUGCUUUAUGAACAGCAACGUUCCUGAGCUAACCGAGUAUUUUAUCAAUGACGAGUACUAUGAUGAAAUUAACACUACCAAUCCACUGGGCACUCAUGGACGUUUAGUCAAAGCAUAUGCUGAACUUCUUAAGGAUAUGUGGUCUGGGUGUUCUAGUUCAUGCGUAAUUGGCGAAUUUGCUCCUCGUUUCAACGGCUAUGCUCAACAGGACUCUCAGGAAUUGACUGCCUUCUUGCUCGAUGGGCUUCACGAGGAUCUAAACCGGAUAAAGAAUAAGCCAUAUGUGGAGGAGAAGGAAAUGGAAGGCAGAGAUGAGGCUCAGGCAGCAAGAGAAGCCUGGCAAGACUACAAAAAGCGCAAUGACAGCAUUAUCGUGGAUCUUCUACAUGGUCAACUCAAGUCCACCUUGACUUGCAAUGUCUGCAGCAAAAUUAGCAUCAAGUUUGAUCCAUUCUGCUAUCUGUCAUUGCCCAUUCCUGCAAAAGAACGCCAAGUUAAAUCUACAAUAAAUUUUGUUCGCAAAGACAAAUGGGCCAAGUUUUUGUUGACGCAUACAAACAAGACGACAAUUCUUCAAUUGAAAGACGUUCUUCGUCAACAUCUCAAAAUACCUGAUCAUAUGGAGAUUGUCAUGCUUACAUACUUCAGCAGCGAUAUUUUAGAAGAUGACAAAUUAGUUGGCACAUCCUACAACAAUAUUGGCAAACAAUUUUAUGCUUAUGCUCUUGAUGGAUGUGGACCUCUUUUACUUGUUGAAAAUCGAAAACCUAACAGUUCGUUACUCGGAAAUGUUUUUCCCGUUCGACGACCAGAAAAAUUGACUAAACAAUUUGUUUUUGACUCCAUUUUGCCGCUUUGUCGAGACUACUUUUGGCGCACAGAUGCCGGAACGUCUGCAAUGGAUACUAAUGUUAAAGACAGUCCAAAACAAGGUGAAGAGCCUAUUGAAGAUGGCAUUAAACCGCAAUAUUCUCAAGUGAAUCCUGAUGAGAUUGCUUUGCAAGAACCAAAUUUAAUGCUUCAAGAAUUUCCUGAUGAUCCAGAUGAGGAAGUGCCAUUUUCUCUUCCAUAUGUUGAUGGCCCUGUUCCAAAAAUUAUGCUCACAUGGGAAGAGAAUAAGCAAUUUAGCAGCGUCAAUCCAGACGUGAGUGAAGUGGUUAACUUGGGGUCGCUAGUGGAGCGAGAAGUCAACAUUACUCAAGUUAAGAAGGCUUAUACGAUCAAGGAGUGUAUCGAUGCCUAUACAACUAAAGAGCAAUUGAGCGAGGAGGAUUCAUGGUUUUGUCCAAACUGCAAAACUCAUCAACGCGCUUUCAAAAAAUUGGAUCUCUGGUCGCUUCCCCAAAUUUUGAUUAUUCACCUCAAAAGGUUUUUGUACACACGCUACUCUCGUGAGAAAAUUGAUACUGAAAUUGAUAUCCCGGUGAAGGGUUUGGAUAUUGGGGAAAAAGUGCGCGAUCCUUCUCAAAAAGAUGAGAAAUAUGACUUGAUUGGUAUUUCAAAUCAUUCUGGAGGUUUGUGGAUUUUUUUGACUUUUGGGUCAAUCAAUUUGAUAAUUUUUUUUGAAGGUCUCGGUUCCGGCCAUUAUACAGCGCGGGCAUUAAACAACAAUACAUGGUGUGAAUUUAACGACUCAUCCGCUUAUGCCCUCAAUACACCGCCCGGCGACUCUAUUGUAUCGAAGGAAGCAUAUAUGUUGGUGUAUCGUCGUCGACAAACUAAUCAACAACAAAUAAAGCAACAAAUUCGUAAGAGUCCAAGGAUUGCUGCUGCGACUGCAGAAUGUGUCUAA